Trametes versicolor FP-101664 SS1 is the source of this 1392-nucleotide messenger RNA. Its product is annotated as WD40 repeat-like protein. Bases 1 to 1392 code for a protein of 463 amino acids. Gene Ontology annotation, molecular function: protein binding. Gene Ontology annotation, biological process: maturation of SSU-rRNA from tricistronic rRNA transcript (SSU-rRNA, 5.8S rRNA, LSU-rRNA). NCBI's taxonomy places the organism in Eukaryota, Fungi, Basidiomycota, Agaricomycetes, Polyporales, Polyporaceae. The record is from RefSeq and is a predicted model, not a curated record. Gene Ontology annotation, cellular component: small-subunit processome; nucleolus. The transcript is spliced from 9 exons.
AUGGUGGCAAGUGUGCUCGAUAUUGUUUCUAAAAUAUCCGUACUCCAACAUGCACCGUCGACGCACCUUCCCGCGCGGCCAGGAGAUCCGACGCCGACUUCACGGAACCUCGAUCCCCUCAUGCACCCCUUCGCCCGCGCCCGCGAACGGACGCGAGCGCUGAACGCCGUCAAAAUGGAGCGCAUGUUCGCAAAACCAUUCAUAGCGAGUCUGGAAGGGCAUGUCGAUGCCGUCGAGACCAUGGCGAGGAAACCGGAGACGCUGGAUAUUGUCGCGAGCGGUAGCUGGGAUGGAGGACUCAUUGUUCAUGAUGUCUCUCGGAGAACCAGGCUACUCCAGAUUGAAGAUGCGCACAAGGGCAAAGUUUCUGGCGUUUGCUUCGGCCAAGACGAUCGACUCUUGAGUUGCGGGGUCGACAGAAAUAUCAAGCUGUGGGAUAGCCAUAAGGGAUUCGAACAGGACGAAUCAGGGGCAGGUCCCUCUCAGCGGAAACCGAUCAGCAUAUUCCCCGGGAAGACUGCAUUCAACUCAAUAGACCACCACCGCUACGACCCCCUCUUCGCCACAGGAUCCAAUCUCGUUCAAGUGUGGGAUGAGACGAAGAGUGCGGCAAUCUCAAAUCUUACACUCCCCACAUCCACCGAGACUGUGACCGCCGUCCGAUUCAACCUCGCGGAGGCGUCGGUAUUGGCAAGCAUAGGGUCAGACCGUUCUUUCACCCUUUAUGACAUUCGCACAGGCAAGGCGGAACGGCGAAUCAUCAUGCAGAUGCGGAGCAACGCACUGUCAUGGUCCCCGACGUUCCCCACCACAGUUCUCCUUGCCUCCGAAGACCACAACCUCUACACAUUUGACAUCCGCGCCCUCAACAACCCGACACAAAUAUACAAAGCGCACGUCGCAGCUGUCAUGAGUUGUGACUGGAGCCCGACCGGCCUCGAGUUCGUCUCCGGAGGCUGGGACAGAACCGUGCGGAUCUGGAAGGAAGGCGCGGGUACACAACCUGAGGUCUACCACACAAAACGGAUGCAGCGGGUGACGUCGACACUGUACUCCGGCGACUCACGCUUCGUGCUCUCCGGCUCCGACGAUGGCAACGUGCGUAUCUGGAAAGCGCACGCAUCCGACAAACUCGGGAUCGUCACCGCGCGCGAGCGCGCGGCGAUCGAGUACCGUCAGGGCCUCAAGGCGCGCUGGAAGGGCGAUGCGGAAGUCAGCAAGAUCGCACGGACGCGGCACCUGCCUCGGCCCGUGCACAAGGCCGCGCAGCUCAAGCGGGAGAUGCUCGACGCAGCGCGUGUCAAGGAGGAGCGCCGCCGCAAGCACACGCGCGCGGGCGAGAACAAGCCCAAGGCGGCGCGCAAAAAGGUCGUUAUCGCCGAGCAGUCAUAG